AAAACCUCCAGGCAUGUUUAAAUCACUUAUAUCAGCCCUGGUUUCCAGUCUGCAUCCUCUGCUCUCUCCUCUCUCUCUCUCGCUCUCUCUCUGUAUCGGCUGGCGUAUUGGCUCUGGUGGACUUGGAAAUUUAGAAAGGACUAGUCUCUCUCUCUCUCUCUGUGAGAGGGUUUGUCUUUAAGUGUCUAACUAGACCUCCCUGUCCCAAACUUGAAAAGUUUCCCCAGUUUCUGUAGCCACUGACCCCUAACAACCGUCAACCAUGGAAGCCAUCAAGAAGAAGAUGCAGAUGCUGAAGCUGGACAAAGAGAACGCCAUCGACCGAGCGGAGCAGGCAGAGACCGACAAGAAAUCAGCUGAGGACAAAUGCAAACAGUUGGAAGAUGAGCUGCUGGGGCUGCAUAAGAAGCUGAAGGGGACAGAAGAUGAGUUGGAUAAAUACUCUGAGGCUCUGAAGGACGCACAGGAGAAACUGGAGCUGUCAGAGAAGAAGGCUACUGACGCGGAGGGCGACGUGGCUGCUCUGAACCGUAGGAUUCAGCUGGUGGAGGAGGAGUUGGACAGGGCUCAGGAGAGGCUGGCCACUGCCCUGCAGAAACUAGAGGAGGCAGAGAAGGCUGCUGACGAGAGUGAGAGAGGCAUGAAGGUGAUAGAGAACCGAGCCUCCAAGGAUGAGGAGAAGAUGGAGAUCCAGGAGAUGCAGCUGAAGGAGGCCAAGCACAUUGCUGAGGAGGCUGACAGGAAGUACGAGGAGGUUGCUCGUAAGCUGGUCAUCCUAGAAGGGGAACUGGAGAGGGCCGAAGAGCGAGCAGAGAUCUCUGAGCUUAAAUGUGGUGACCUGGAGGAAGAACUGAAGAAUGUAACUAACAACCUCAAGUCCCUAGAAGCUCAGUCUGUUAAGUAUUCAGAAAAAGAAGACAAGUAUGAGGACGAAAUCAAAGUGCUGAGUGACAAACUGAAAGAGGCUGAGACUCGUGCUGAGUUUGCAGAGAGAUCGGUGGCUAAACUGGAAAAGACCAUUGAUGACUUAGAAGAUGAACUGUACUCUCAGAAGCUGAAGUACAAGGCCAUCAGUGAGGAGCUGGACCAUGCCCUCACUGACAUGACCGCCAUAUAGAUUACCUUUAACCUUUCACACUUCACUUAUGCCCAAUCGAAAUGGGACGCGUUCACCUUUUCGCCUCGUCUUUUCUCUUUUCCUCCCUUCCUUUAUUUUCUUCUCUCUUCGCCUCUCUUAUCUUCUCCUCUCUUCUAUUGCAUUCUCUUAUUUUAUCUUCUCUUCGUGCCUUUUCUGUCUUGUUGUGAGACCUUUUCUGUAAAAUCAAAGUUUCAAUAAAAUUUGACCUGUUCUAUGCACUUCCUCUCCUUGAAUCCUUACUUUGCAAAUCUGCUACCUCAACUUUACUGCUUUUAUCCUCUCCUUUUCUGCUGAUCAAUAUUUAUUUUUAUUUAACUAUCAACUAAAGAACAACAAAACAGUUUACAGGUGCAGUCAUUACACGUUUUGUCUUCGCAAUGUCUGUGUCCCAGUAAAUCUCAUAAAGAGAUAUCAAAGGGGACCGAAUUUCUCAAGUUUGAAUAUUACAACUUUU
Molecule: messenger RNA, 1592 nt
Organism: Salvelinus namaycush (lake trout)
Lineage: Eukaryota; Metazoa; Chordata; Actinopteri; Salmoniformes; Salmonidae
Product: tropomyosin alpha-1 chain-like
Exons: 9
Coding region: 263-1117 (284 amino acids)
Biological process (GO): muscle contraction; actin filament organization
Cellular component (GO): actin filament
Molecular function (GO): actin filament binding
Source: RefSeq, a predicted model, not a curated record